Schizosaccharomyces osmophilus is the source of this 5964-nucleotide messenger RNA. RefSeq names its product TATA-binding protein-associated transcription initiation factor Mot1 (gene mot1). Gene Ontology annotation, molecular function: ATP hydrolysis activity; TBP-class protein binding; ATP binding. NCBI's taxonomy places the organism in Eukaryota, Fungi, Ascomycota, Schizosaccharomycetes, Schizosaccharomycetales, Schizosaccharomycetaceae. The transcript has a single exon. The record is from RefSeq and is a predicted model, not a curated record. The coding region runs from base 1 to 5964 and encodes 1987 amino acids.
AUGACUACACGCUUGGAUCGAUUGGUGGUGUUGCUGGACAACGGUUCUACAUCAGUCGUUCGUGAAGCCGCUGCGAAACAAAUUGCUGAUAUUCAAAAGGCACAUCCGGUUGAGCUCUAUAAUUUACUGGGCCGUGUCGUCCCCUACUUGAAAUCGAAGAAUUGGGACACCCGCGUUGCAGCUGCAAAAGCCAUUGGAGGUAUAGCUGAAAGUGUCCCAGUAUGGAAUCCAAAUGAAGAGGUUGUAAAAACCGAGACCAAAGAAGAAGAAGAUGAAGUUGGAAAUACUAUUUCCAAUUCGGUGACGAACCAAAAUGAAGAGCAAAAGUCAGACACCACUGUUCCUUCCGAUGAACAGGCACCUAAGGUGAAGGAGGAAGAAGUGGAACAAUCAUCGACCGCUGAAGAUUAUACACAGCAAUCAAAGGAUACCUCAGGUGAAAGUGAUGAAAAAAGUAAAAUUGUUCCCGGGUUGCAGGAAUUUGAAGAGAAGCGGCUAUCUAGUCGUUCUCACUCAUUCAAUAACCUGGUUCCUAUAAAAGAUUUUGGGAAUGACUCUUCCAUAUCAUCGGAACUAAACUCCAAGUUUGAAGGAAGCUUUCAGAAUUCUUUGCUUUCUUUUGAUAAUUUCAAUUUGGAAGACGUCAUGAAGCACGGUACGAAGUUACUAGGCAGUGCUAGUCGCGACUAUGAUUUUACUCCGUCAGACACUUAUUCUUCUCACUAUAUUCAUCAAUUAUCCAACCUCAAAAAUCGUUUAGGGCUCGCUGGCGAGUAUUUAGACGAUGAACUCAUGCAUGAUUUGGGUGAUCAAUCUUCCCCACACCAUAGACCUUCCCCCAUAUCUUUACAUCCUGAACAGGAGGCUAAUCAAUCCUCGGUUGGUGCCUUGAAUAGCCCGAAUGAGUCUGAUGAUUUAUCUCAUUUGUCUGCUCGUCAGCGUAAUGCUUUGAAACGUAAAGCCAAACAAAUGAAAAGCUCUCAAAAAGUUCGUGUUAUUGACGUGGCUCCCAACAUCAAUCAGCAAUCCUCAAAAACAGCCAAAUCGGAUCCCAAUUCCGCUCCUGAGUACAAUUUCACCGCUCAAUCUCAGUCAGAUAAACUUGUUGUGGAACAAAAGGCUCCAGUUGUGCCAUCUGCCGCUGUUGCAGUUACUAGCGACUCUGUUUGGCCUUUUAAAACUCUUGUCGAAUUGCUUUUAGUGGAUAUGUUUGAUCCUGCUUGGGAAAUAAGACAUGGUGCUUGUAUGGGUUUACGUGAGAUUAUAAGGUUUGCAGGUUUUGGAUAUGGACGUGAGGUGGGUAAAAGCUUACAAGAAAAUAACGAAUUGAAUACCAAAUAUUUUAAUGAUCUUUUAUGCCGUAUUGCUUGUGUUUUUGCUUUGGACAGAUUUGGAGAUUACUUGGCUGAUCAAGUCGUCGCGCCUAUACGUGAAUCGGUUAGUCAGGUGCUCGGUGUUGCCCUUAUUUAUGUACCCGACACUUCAGUUCAUGCGAUGUAUAAGAUACUCCAUUCUUUGGUUUUUCAAAAUGAACUUGGUCUCAGUCAUAGGGUAUGGGAAGCUGCACAUGGUGGUAUGCUUGGUAUUAAGUACCUAGUGGCGAUGAAAUAUCCCAUGUUCUUUUCCCAACCAUCCUAUCUAGACAGCCUAAUUGAUAUAGUAAUUCAAGGUUUAGCCAAUAAUGACGACGACGUUCGUGCGGUUAGUGCAUUAACCUUGUUACCGGUUGCUGAUAAACUUGUCGCUGGUAAACUGGAUUCAUGCCGUCAACUACUUAACGUCUUAUGGGAUUGUUUGGAUGAUGUUAAAGAUGAUCUUUCUUCGUCAACGGCUAGUGUCAUGGAUCUUUUGUCUUGUUUAUGUUCUUUUGCGGAAGUAAUGGAACUUAUGCAAGAAAAUGCAAACUCUGAUUCAAAACGUUCUUUUAGGACUCUAGUUCCGCGACUUUUUUACUUGAUGCGAUAUACCCUCAGUGGUGUUCGAAGAUCAGUCAUCUACGCGCUGAGUAAGUUCGUCUUUACUAAAACUCCAAAAUUGAAUAGCUGGAUUACAGGGUUAAGUUUACGACUUUGUUUUCAGAAUGUUUUGCUUGAACAACAAGAUGACAUCUUUCAGUCUUCUUUUGAUUUGGCGCAUGACAUUAUUGAUGCUUUGUUUUUUCAUGGGACGGACAAGUUCACUGAAAUGAUGAAGCCACAUAUUGAAUCGAUGCUCAAAGUUACCAUGACUCCUAUAGGUUCCACGCGACAUCCCUACCCAAUCGAUACAUCGUUACUUAUAAAACCAUCUGGUCAACCAUACGCCAUACGAAGUACUGCUCAGGACCGUAAUUCUAAAUUUAUGUUCGACUUACCCUCGCGUAGAAAACAGAGACGACAUGCAGAGUAUGAUUCUGGUUCAUCAUUUUCACACUCUGUUGAUGAGCCUAUGUUAAAUGGUGAUGUAGAGUUCGUUGGUGAAGAGCGUAUGUUGAGAUGUCGUUUAGGGGCUGCAUCCAUUUUGGGUGCAAUUUUAGGCCGCUGGAAAAGAGAUGAAAUACUUCCCGUAUUUGAAUCACCCUUGAAGCUGUGCCUUUCAUCUGCAUUUUCUACUCCCGUUGUACUUUGUUCAAGGUUGAUAGAAGAAUUUUUUGCUUUUCAAGAUUCCUCUCUUACGACUCAAAAAGAAAAGUUUCAUCAAAUGCUUUGUGACCAAUUUACAAUCAUUCCUCGCGAAACGUAUGCUAAUUUAGUACCGCAAUUACAUAUCGUCAGGGCGCAAUGUAAUGCACUUUUAAAUACAUUCGUAGAUUUAGGACGUGCCUCAAGGUCUAAAAUACCUGUACUAGCUGUUGUUGUGAAGGGUGAUGCAGAUGCUGGUCCUAAUGCUUUUGGUAUUGAUGAUGCUGAGAAAAUAAUUGGCCCUACAUUUGAGUCAUUAUUUAGCAUGCUUUCACCAUCACAAAAAUCUGUGUCUGCUAAAACUUUCAAUGAGAUGAAGCUAUUAGUCAGUGAUGAGGUUUCAAUGUAUAGGGAUCACAAGGAUACUAUUGAUAUCCAAUGUGCUGCUGCUCUCGCAUCUGGUAUAGUCUCUUAUGAAAAAUUACCGAAGAAAUUAAAUCCGAUUAUCAAGGGUAUUAUGGAAUCUAUAAAGAAGGAGAGUUUCUCUUGUCUACAAAGGCAUUCAGCGAUGGCUAUGAUGAAACUAAUAUCUUCAUGUUAUAGAGAGUCUCGCCAAAAUAUUUCUGAAAAAAUAGUAAAGAAUUUAUGUGCUUAUGUUUGCAUGGAUACUUCUGAAACUCCUAUAUUUGAAGAAUUGGACAAGCGAGGUAUAUUGUCAAUUUCCAAUAGCGAAUCCGAGAUUGAAGAAGUUGACGGCGAGAAAAUUGGCAAAAAUCCUUUAGGGGAUAUCGAUGAGCGCCGUAGGACUCGGUCUAGUAGCACUGAAAAGGAUGCAGCAAUUCUUCAAAGGGUUGGUGCUCAAUUAACACUUCAGUUAAUGGCAACAACUUUUCGUAGUCGAUUAUUUGAAGACGUUCCUGUACUGUCACAAUGCUUGUUUUCUCCAAUUAAACGAUUCGCUGAAGAAGGACUUCCCUUAGAUGCGGAUGGUAAAAAAGACCAUACUUUCGGUCAGGACUUACUUGAUGCCAUGUCUAUUCUUCGGUUUUUGGUUCCUCAUUUACAUGCCGAUUUAUGUGGUUAUAUAACAGAUAUUUUACCAAAUUUGCUUUCAGCUGUGUGCUCCGAAUACAAUUCUAUAAGAUUUAUGGUUGCAAAGUGCCUUGCUUCAAUAUCUGACUCUGCUACGGCUGGUUCUAAAGCAUUACGAAUACUGGUUGAGAGUAUAAUUCCUUUACUGGGUGAUCCGACUAAUACUACACAUAGGCAAGGUGCUAUUGAAUGCAUUUACCAAGUGGUGCAGCGACUUGGCGUUCGUGUUUUACCUUAUGUGUUGUACCUUAUUAUUCCCCUUUUAGGUAGGAUGAGUGAUUCUGAUAAAGAUGUGAGAACUCUAGCUACUUCAUCAUUUGCAACGCUCGUCAAACUAGUACCUCUCGAAGCGGGUAUUCCAGAUCCUGUUGAUCUUCCCCAGGAACUUAUUGAUAGCAGAGAAAAGGAAAGGCGUUUUCUCGAGCAGAUGUUAAAUCCUACAAAGGUUGACUCUUUUGUAAUGCCUGUCGCUAUAAAUGCGGACCUUAGGAAGUAUCAACAAGAAGGUGUCAACUGGUUGGCAUUUUUAAACAAAUACGAGUUACAUGGUAUCCUUUGUGACGAUAUGGGUCUUGGAAAAACGUUACAAACAAUAUGUGUAGUAGCCAGUGAUCAUCACAAUCGUCAGAAAGCUUUUGAAGAAACCAAAAGCCCCAGAUAUGCUCAUGCGCCUUCUCUGGUUGUUUGUCCGUCAACGUUAGCUGGGCAUUGGCAGCAAGAACUACUAACGUAUGCGCCAUUUUUGAAGGUUCUAUUAUAUGUAGGACCUCCCACUGACCGUACGAAAUUGCGAAAACAACUUAAAGCGGUGGAUGUUGUGGUAACCUCCUAUGACAUUUGCCGGAAUGACAUGGAUUCUCUUGUCAAAGUCGAUUGGAAUUACUGCGUAUUGGAUGAAGGCCAUGUCAUAAAAAAUGCCCGUGCCAAACUUACUAAAGCAGUUAAGUGUAUAAGAUCGUAUCACCGACUUAUUCUAUCUGGUACUCCAAUUCAAAACAACGUUUUGGAGCUUUGGUCUCUCUUUGACUUUCUAAUGCCUGGCUUUUUGGGUUCUGAAAAAGUAUUUCAUGAAAGGUUUGUGAAACCAAUUGCUGCAAGUCGAGAUGCGAAGAGUUCAUCCAAAGAAAGGGAAAGAGGUACAUUGGCUUUAGAAGCAAUACAUAAGCAAGUCCUUCCUUUCUUGUUGCGUCGAUUAAAAGAAGAUGUCUUAGCCGACUUACCUCCUAAAAUUAUUCAGGACUAUUAUUGUGAGAUGAGCGAUUUACAACGGAAACUCCAUAACGAUUUUAUCUCUCAAUUAAAUAUAAACGAGGAGCUUGAAGCUGACGUGGGUGAAGAGGAAAACAAAAAGCAUGCGAAAAAGAAAUCACCAAAGGGACACAUUUUCCAAGCAUUGCAAUACAUGCGUAAACUUUGCAAUCACCCUGCUCUAAUAUUGACUGAGAAACAUCCCAAACGUGGUGAAAUCUCGAAGCAAUUACAAAAAGAGCACAGUACUCUUCAUGAUCUUAAACAUGCUCCAAAAUUGAUGGCGCUUGGUCAAUUACUUAAAGACUGUGGUAUAGGUGAUUCCUCGUAUAAUGGUGGAGGGGUUGAUUCAACAUUAACUAAUCCUGUGAGUGAACAUCGGGUACUUAUUUUCUGUCAACUUAAAGAUAUGCUAGACAUGGUUGAGAAAGAUCUUUUACGAGCUACUAUGCCAAGUGUUUCUUAUAUGAGACUUGAUGGUUCUGUUGAGCCCACCAAACGCCAGGAGGCUGUAACGAAAUUUAAUAACGAUCCUUCCAUUGACGUUCUAUUAUUAACUACACAUGUCGGUGGUUUAGGCUUGAACUUGACAGGUGCCGAUACUGUCAUUUUCGUUGAGCAUGACUGGAAUCCUAUGCGUGACUUGCAAGCAAUGGAUAGAGCACAUCGUAUCGGACAGAAGAAAGUUGUAAAUGUAUAUCGAUUGAUUACUAAGGAUUGCCUUGAAGAGAAGAUUAUGGGUUUGCAACGGUUUAAGAUGAAUGUUGCGUCGACUGUCGUUAAUCAGCAAAACAAUGGACUAGCGUCUAUAGGACCAGACCAGAUAUUAGAUUUGUUUGAUACCAAUGCCGACGAGCAGAAAGAGGAUGAGAAAAAACAAAAGAUUUUGGACACCGAUAACCAAGGUCUAAGUGCUAAUUCAAAGAAAGCCUUGGAAGGGUUACCGGAAAUGUGGGAUGAAACACAAUAUGAUGAGUUUAAUUUGGAUGGAUUUAUAUCCUCAUUGCCCAAGGAAGCUCAAUAA